Molecule: messenger RNA, 3312 nt
Organism: Nerophis lumbriciformis (worm pipefish)
Lineage: Eukaryota; Metazoa; Chordata; Actinopteri; Syngnathiformes; Syngnathidae
Source: RefSeq, a predicted model, not a curated record
AUGUUUUGAUAUCCAUUCGCUUUCUCAUUCGAUUUGUAACGCAUUUUUGUGAGUUGCGAUGCGCCGCUAAAGUGCACACAUUUCAUACCUGGACUGCUGCAUCACCGCAGGAUUUUCUCACGCGAUUUGCUCGUGUGUCUUUUCUAACUCGAGUCGAUAUAAAUGAAUAUGUCAAACAUAUUAUGAAGAAAAUGUGCGCCAGCCUCUUUAAAAUGCGAUAAAUGGCAGCCACAAUUACAUAACCUCAUUUCUACCGAAAAGCAUCGGAUUUUUGGAUUUUUAAACCAGACUAAAUGAUGUGGUUAUGAUAGCAAAUACAUUUUUAUAAACAUUUGACUGAUUUUUUUCAGGCUAAAAUGUGUCGUUUUGUUUUUGCUGCUUACAUAUCUCAUAGCACCUUAUAAAAUAUCUAACAAGGCGAUAAGGUGAAUAAAUGUACAGUAUGUAGUGAGUCAUGUUAGCACAAUGCAGCAGGGUUAGCAUUAACAAGUCUACUGUCCUGAUUUUGGGAAUUUAUGCAUUUCACUUUGAUACAAAUAUUUUUGGGGGGCCUUGAAUUGUUCAAUUGAUUGGUUUGAGUCCCGAAGUUGUACAUUUCAGAAUAACUUUUGCUCUUUAAUUAAAAAAAAAAAAAAAAAGCAUGACGAAACAAGCACAUCCGUUAACGUGAUUGACACUUUUUUUCAUGUCGGUUUUACUUUUACAAAAUAACAAAUAUUAUACACACAAUCAUAUUGGACCGUUUUUGUCAAGACUUGGUCCGGGGUGUUUGCUUUUCCAGGAUGCAACGGAAAGUUGGCACGGGCGAGACGGGAAUUAAGGUACAUGGCGGGUUUUAAUAUAUCAAUUUAAUAUAUAAAAAAAAAAGGGAUAAAUGAAAGCGCGCACAGUGGCGGAUAAUAAACUAUGAAACCAAAAGACUAUAGCAAAAAGUACAAAUGAAAAGCACGCACAGUGGCGGAGAAUAAACUAUGAAAAACAAAAAGAUUAUAAACAUGGAACAAAAACUUACUUGGCUUGGACAAAAAAGGAGCAGCGUGAACAUGGACAUGAAACAAUGGACGGAGCAUAAAUGUGGUGUGCAGAAGCAUAUAUGGGGUGAGGUCGUCAGGCCGAACAACAGAAAAUGAAUGAACUUAAAUACUAUGGACAUGAUUAGUGAAAGCAGGUGCGUGACUCAAAACGUGAAACAGGUGCGUGACGUGACAGGUGAAAACUAAUGGUUGCUAUGGUGACCAGACCAGGGAGUGAAAAGACAGAAACUAAACAAAACAUGACUUAAAACAAAACAUGAUAAUACAGACAUGACAGAGCCCCUCCCUUAAGGACAGAUACCAGAUGUCCAAGAAAAAAAAACUUAACAAAAGUCAUGGGAGGGCGGGAGGGGGACAUGGCGGUGGGUCGCCAGACCACGUGUCCCCGUAUCCACCGGGGCAGAGUUAGGUGGCGGCGGCGAGUGGAACGCCGCUGCAGCAGGCGAGGCGGGCGCCCAGGGAAUGGCCACAUUCGUGGCCGACUGGGAGGUGGGCGCACUUGGCGUGGCGGGCGACCAGGUAGCGGCCAUAUCCGUGGCCGACGAGGAGGCAGGCGCGUCGUCAUCGUGGCAGGCGUGGCUUGGCGUGGGUCUUGGUCUUGGUCUUGGUCUAGGCGUGGGUCUUGGUCUUGGUCUAGGCGUGGGUCUUGGUCUUGGUCUAGGCGUGGGUCUUGGUCUUGGUCUAGGUCUUGGCAUGGCGGGUCUUGGUCUUGGCAUGGCGGGUCUUGGUCUUGGUCUUGGCAUGGCGGGUCUUGGUCUUGGUCUUGGCAUGGCGGGUCUUGGUCUUGGUCUUGGCAUGGCGGGUCUUGGCAUGGCGGGUCUUGGCAUGGCGGGUCUUGGUCUUGGUCUUGGCAUGGCGGGUCUUGGUCUUGGCAUGGCGGGUCUUGGCAUGGCGGGUCUUGGUCUUGGCAUGGCGGGUCUUGGUCUUGGCAUGGCGGGUCUUGGUCUUGGUCUAGGUCUUGGCAUGGCGGGUCUUGGUCUUGGUCUUGGCAUGGCGGGUCUUGGUCUUGGUCUUGGCAUGGCGGGUCUUGGUCUUGGUCUUGGCAUGGCGGGUCUUGGUCUUGGUCUUGGCAUGGCGGGUCUUGGUCUUGGUCUUGGCAUGGCGGGUCUUGGUCUAGGUCUUGGCAUGGCGGGUCUUGGUCUUGGUCUUGGCAUGGCGGGUCUUGGUCUUGGUCUAGGCAUGGCGGGUCUUGGUCUUGGUCUUGGCAUGGCGGGUCUUGGUCUUGGUCUUGGCAUGGCGGGUCUUGGUCUUGGACUUGGCGUGGAGGGUCUUGGUCUUGGACUUGGCGUGGAGGGUCUUGGUCUUGGACUUGGCGUGGAGGGUCUUGGUCUUGGACUUGGCGUGGAGGGUCUUGGUCUUGACAUGGAGCUGGUGCUAGCCUUGGUGCGGCGACAGGUGCUAGCUUUGGUGCGGCGACAGGUGCUAGCCUUGGAGCAGCGACAGGUGCUAGCCGUGGCUCUGGUGCUAGCCUUGGCGCUAGCCGUGGUGCAGCUACUGGUGCUAGCCGUGAAGCAGCGACAGGUGCUAGCCGUGGCUCUGGUGCUAGCCUUGGCGCUAGCCGUGGUGCAGCUACUGGUGCUAGCCGUGGAGCAACGACAGGUGCUAGCCGGGGCUCUGGUGCUAGCCUUGGCGCUAGCCGUGGUGCAGCUACUGGUGCUAGCCGUGAAGCAGCGACAGGUGCUAGCCGUGGCUCUGGUGCUAGCCUUGGGGCUAGCCGUGGUGCAGCUACUGGUGCUAGCCGUGGAGCAACGACAGGUGCUAGCCGUGGCUCUGGUGCUAGCCUUGGCGCUAGCCGUGGUGCAGCUACUGGUGCUAGCCUUGGUGCAGGUGGAGGUGGUCUAGCUGGGGGUUGCGGCUUGGCAUGGUAAAAGACUGGUGAGGGCGGUCGUGCUGGAGGCUGUGGCUUGACGGGUCGGAAGACUGGUGAGGGCGGUCGUGCUGGAGGCUGUGGCUUGACAGGUCGGUAGACUGGUGGUGGCGGCCGUGAGGGAGGCUGUGGCUUGGCAUGGUGAUGCCGAGCCACCCCACCAACACAGCUCCCGACCCCAGCCCCCCCCUCAAGGGGCGGAUACCAGACGCGCUCCCUGCGGUCUGGAACUCUCUGUAGGGGUGGGCGGAGGAGGGCAGAAACUUCCCCAUUAAAUUGUCCAAAUUGUCUUUCUUGUAUCUGGGAUUGAGUGGGUGAAAAAAAAUUGUUUUGUGUCUUGGGUGUGGCUUGAGUCCUGGGGAGCGGGGAAUCAAAAGAAAAAGAAUUCAGAAAAAAGAAAUCCUGGUUUUU